AUGGCACAGACACCCCAACAAAGACGCGCGAACGAGCGCUUUGCCAAGAACGAGGCAGCAAAGAGAGGGAAGGGGCCAUCUUCAACCAAGCCCAAGCAGGCUUCCAAGUCACCUAUCUCUGCGAGCUGGGUUGUGGUGCUGGCCUUCGUUGUUUGCGGCGGUCUUCUCCUGGAGCUCCUGAAGAUUGUCCCUGAUCUUUGGUCUACCGUGGCUUCAAUGCUUUCUCGGCUCACCGGAUAA
Molecule: messenger RNA, 240 nt
Organism: Penicillium atrosanguineum
Lineage: Eukaryota; Fungi; Ascomycota; Eurotiomycetes; Eurotiales; Aspergillaceae
Product: RAMP4 family protein
Exons: 3
Coding region: 1-240 (79 amino acids)
Cellular component (GO): endoplasmic reticulum
Source: RefSeq, a predicted model, not a curated record